Ectocarpus siliculosus is the source of this 1236-nucleotide messenger RNA. The record is from the annotation of a GenBank genome assembly. Lineage: Eukaryota; Phaeophyceae; Ectocarpales; Ectocarpaceae.
AUGCAUGCGGCAGGGAGAGAUAGCCAUCACCUCCGAGGUGGCCCGCCUGUUCACCGCCCCGAGGCGAUAGAGGGGGUAGUUUUGCGAGAGCGCCGAAACUGGCGCAUAUUCUCAGCUUUCGCGAGGCAAGAGUAUCCGGAGUGCCUUCAAAUCAUCGAGGAGCAGCUGCGUGCUUGCAAUGGGCUGGCUGAAUAUGCGAUUCACGUGAAGGGCCAGAUUGUGCGAGCCCAGGGUCAAAUACAGGAGUCUCUGGUGCUAUUUCAGGCGGCCACGUGUCUCAACCCGCAGAAUCCGUCGAACCUGAAAGAAGUGGGUCGAUGUCUCUUUCUCUUGGGCAAGCACAAGGCCGCACUCGAUGUCUAUGGCGAGGCACAACAGAUUGAUUCAGAGGAUUGGGAGGUGUGGCACAGCCGGGGACUGUGCUACAUGCACCUCAAGCAGUUUGAGCGGGCGCUAGAAGCGUUUGAUCAGGCCAACUCCAUCAGCAGGCACGACUCCACCUUCCUUCAUAUGGGCAAGGUGUACCGCCUUCAGGACAAGCCGGCGGAAGCCCUAACAGUCUACGAGGAGGCCCUGGAGUUCUCCCCCGAGAGCCCUGAGCUCCUGACCACGGUGGGGUUGCUGCACUUGCAGCAGGGGGAGAACCAGAAGGCCUUCGAAUGCCUCGGAAACGCACUCACGCACGACCCGCGCAACCCCAAGGCCAUCCUCGCCGCAGGGUCGAUUAUCCAGGACAAUCAGGACAUGGACGUGGCGCUUGUCAAGUACAGGGUCUCGGCGGUGCAGUGCAAGUAUAUCGCGGCGGUAGCAUGUCUAAAGCGCGCUCUGUACCUGGACCCGUUCGAGUGGAUCGUGGCCUACAACCUGGGGCUGGUGCACCUCAGCACUUCGCAGUACGCCUCUGCCUUUCACCACUUCAGUGCGGCCAUCAACCUCAAGCCCGACUUCGCGGCGUCCUACAUGUACUUGGCGAUCACCCUGGCUAGGUUGGAGGACUUCGACAACGCCUGCAGUGCCUAUGACAAGGCUUUGGAGCUAGAUGGCGGCGGUGGCGACUACCUGACCCAUCUCAAUUACGCGGUGACCCUGCUCAAUAACGACGAGCCGGAGAGAGCUGCUGAGCACUAUGCCAGCUUUAAGAAGAUAUUUGAGGCUCUCGAUCCCGAUACGGAGAGGGACCAGGAGGUGUUAGCAAGAAGUCAAGCGCUGGCAAACUCCCUUGGAGCGUCCUCAUGA